AUGAUUUCGCAAAUCCUUCUGAUCAUCAUCACCAUCUUUUUACCUCCUGUCGGCGUCUUCAUGAUCGCUGGUUGCGGCGCUGACCUUCUCGUAGGCGAACACAUUCAUUGCUUACUCUAUGACAUGACUAACAAUUGUCGAAGANUCAACAUCUGUUUGACCAUCCUUGGAUACUUCCCUGGUCACAUCCAUGCCUUCUACCUCGAAUACGUCUAUUACCACAGACAAGAGCAGGCCAACCUGGGCGUCUACGACAAUAAUAGAGCAGCUGGAGUCUACAGCGACAAUGUUCAGACUGGUGGUCGCGGCUAUGGCACCAUGCCAGCUCCCGCGACUGGCGCUCAAGUCAACUAG
Messenger RNA from Aureobasidium musti, 354 nucleotides. The record is from the annotation of a GenBank genome assembly. NCBI's taxonomy places the organism in Eukaryota, Fungi, Ascomycota, Dothideomycetes, Dothideales, Saccotheciaceae.